GUGAUGCUCCUCUCCCUGAGUCCACGUGUUCUCCUUGUUCAACACCCACCUAUGAGUGAGAACAUACGGUGUUUGGCUUUGCUAGAUUCUUUAAAGAUCCUGCUUCAUCCUGAAAAUCUGCUGUAGUACAGGGAAGGAUGAAGAUAGGGAGAAGGGCCACUGGCAGCAUGCAGUUCAUCCCUGACUGACCCUAACCUCAAGAAGCAACAACUCAAAUUCUCCGAGGGAAUAGGAGCACUUUAGACCAGCAAUACACCAACACUAGUCUGAUCCUAGUUGCUGUUGACAAGAAUGGACACCUUGAGUGUGCCCCUUGGUGUGGUGAUUCUGAACACAAACCUAGAGGCAAUUCCAAACCUGGAAUAAGAAUAAGGCUCUCCUUGGGCAUGACUCAAAUAGAAAAGCUCUUUGAAUCAUAUUUGAAUCUGAGUCACCCACCAGUCUUUUCUUUGUCCCAUAAAGGCAAUUCAAGCAUUGAGGUAUAAACCAGGCUUUUUGAUUCUCAGCCUUCCCUUCUCAGCCACCUCCCAUCUCAACCACUCCAUGGAAACAGUAAGAUCUCUUUCAGGCAUUUAUUUUAAAGAGAGAUUACUUCAUAAAAGCAGGUUUUGGGGGCUUGGGGGCUUAAGAGAGUUACUAGAAAUUAUUGUCAGUUCUUGCUGUAAAGCUAUCUCUGCCCCUGAGACACAUGGUGUGCCAAAUGGCCGCAUAAAUCUGAUUAUUCUCCUUUCCUCUUUCUCCUUCCAUGUUAAAAUGCUUCUGAUUUACCAACAACUUCAGGAGAGUUAAAACAAAUGACACCUAACAAAUUCUGACCCUCCACUGCUACCGAUGCACUGAUGAUGCAUCAUCAUGAACUGUAUUUUUAGAGACCUGCAAGUGUUAUAUUGGGCUAGCCCAUAUUUAGGUCAUCUUUGUCACCUCCUCCAAAUCCGUCUGAAAUUUUAAAGACCUUCUCAGAGUCUACAAUCACACUUGCUAGAAAUUCUUACUUACUUAAACUUACAUGUCUCACCCUACUGUUUAAUUGUUCUCUCUUGAUUUUCAAAGCUCUGUCUGAUGGACCUUGAAGUGUAAUAUAUGAAUUUCAUGCCUAUAUAAAAAGCUGAAUGGAAGAUUCUGAAACUCAUGCAUUUAGAUCCAUUCUCAGUUUCAGCAACAGCCCUUUCAUUAUCCUAUGUGUCUCACACUCCUAUUCCACUUUCUCCCUCUCCCUCUUCAUAGAAUCUCAAAUCCUCAGAUUAUCAAAUGAAGAGUUAAUUUUCAUCACUUAGGGUAUGACCCUUCUUCCAUGGAAUAGCCAUUGAUACAGCCAAUUAGGUAUAGACUUAGGGUCCAAUUUUAUCAGAAUUUUCUGAUAGAAAUGCUUAGAAAAUUCGGUGAUCAUAUGGUUCAAAAUGAUUUGUUACCAAAAUCCACUCCUACAAUUAAGCAUUCUGGUUUCACAGCUGGGGGUGGGAGGUAGUUACACGUUUCUUUGUAUCAGAAUCAGAAGGAAACAAACAAACAAAAAAUAACCAUCAGAAAUAGAGAAAUGCAGUUUGAAAAGUAGAAACUAUUAAAAGCAACAGAAAGACUGUUAAAAGGGAAAACAUAGGCUAAAGAAACAGCAUGAAGGGCAGGUGUACAACAGCCAUGCCAUGUGAAAAUGUAAGGAAUUCUUUAUGGAUAAUUCGGGGAUCAGUUAGCCUGAAAACAGCACUGGUUAACCGGAGCUUUGGGUAUUAGGGGGAGAUGGAAAUUCCUGGACAAUUAAUCAUCUGCUGCGUCUUUUUGUACCCUUAGCACCCAGCUCAGCGCCUGGGCACAGAGUAGCUGUCAAUAUUUCAAUAGUAAAUGGAAUACUGGUGGAACUACCCUAUUUUCAAACAAACUAUAAAAUUCUGUGACAGUCACUUCCAAGCAUAAGCGGGUCCAAUCUAUGGGGGGAUUUGUCGGGGAAGCGACCUAAAGCAAAGUAUGGGGCAUCCAUUGAUACAGUUCCGCUGGCUGCCUGGGGAAAAAACGCAGAGGACGCAAGCUCAGCUGCGGAGAUGUGAGACCACCCUUGAGGUUUGUCUUUUACGUUAUUGUCCGCCAGGCUCUUGCGCAACUUCUAUCUCCACCUGUCGACCUAAAGGCAACCAGGGAGUUAGCCAGGGGCAGUUCUAUGGUAACAAGACUCUUGGGGGCAGUACGCCUCCUCUCCCUUGGCGUCCCUCGCCUGCAACUGCCGCGCUGCCUGCCCCUCGUGCCUCUGCAAAGAUGCAGAGGUCGAAGCACGUUGCUGUGCGGUGAUGAAAUGCUCCCUGAAUCAGUCUCUGGAGCCCGGCCCCUCACACCCACCAGGAUCCUGGGGUUGCCUCUAGUAUCCCUGUGGGUGCUCCCGCCCCCUUCUUAGACUACCCUCGCCCUCUAAUCCAAGCCCGCUUCUCUGGCUCCUGUCCACCACUUGAUGGGCGUUCCGGGGUGGCCGCGGUCCUCUGCGUCCCUGAGCACUAGCAGCGCGGGCCGGGCAGCGGGGAGGGAGGCGUGAAGCCGAGCAGGGGGAGUCCCGGGCUUGCGCGCCGCGGUGCUCCACGAGGGAUUUGCCGCCUUCAGCUGCAGUAGCUGCAGCUGCGGCGGCGGCGGCUGGAAGAGGGGUGGAGGGUAGUGAGGAGGGCCGGAGCCCGGGCCAGGAGGGAGGGAGGGGAGCCAGGAGGCUGUGCCAGGCGAGCCGGAGGGGUGCUCCGCGCUCCCCCGCCCUCCUUCCGGGAGCGAGGAUGCAGACUAUGAAACUGGUGCUGCUGGGUUGAGGCGGAGGCAGGGGAGUUGCAGCGCGCGAGGCUCGGUGAGUGUGUCUCCUGCGUGCGGAGAGGCGGGGGGAGGCGGAGGACCAGGAGGAGGAGGAGGAGGAGGGGGAGAAUGCCCGGAGCCGCCGCCGCUGCCGCCGCCGCCGCCGCGAUGCUCCCGGCUCAGGAGGCUGCCAAGCUGUACCACACCAACUAUGUGCGGAACUCGCGGGCCAUCGGCGUGCUGUGGGCCAUCUUCACCAUCUGCUUUGCCAUCGUCAAUGUGGUGUGCUUCAUCCAGCCCUACUGGAUCGGCGACGGCGUGGAUACCCCGCAAGCCGGCUAUUUCGGGCUCUUCCACUACUGCAUCGGCAACGGCUUCUCCCGGGAGCUGACCUGCAGGGGCAGCUUCACGGACUUCUCCACGCUGCCCUCGGGCGCAUUCAAAGCUGCUUCCUUCUUUAUCGGUCUCUCCAUGAUGCUCAUCAUCGCCUGCAUCGUCUGCUUUACCCUCUUCUUUUUCUGCAACACAGCCACUGUGUACAAGAUCUGUGCCUGGAUGCAGCUCACCUCCGCUGCCUGCCUUGUGCUUGGCUGUAUGAUUUUCCCUGAUGGCUGGGACUCAGAUGAAGUAAAGCGGAUGUGUGGAGAAAAGACAGACAAGUACACUCUUGGGGCUUGCUCAGUCCGCUGGGCAUACAUCCUGGCUAUUAUUGGAAUUUUGGAUGCCCUGAUCCUUUCGUUUCUCGCAUUUGUGCUUGGAAAUCGACAAGACAGCUUGAUGGCAGAGGAACUGAAGGCAGAAAACAAAGAUGAUGGAAAUGCUUAAGGCAAACUAAGGUAGUGUGAGACCACACCAUUUCUGCUAAGCCAAUAUUCUCUAGAAUGAGCACAAAACAAAUCGAACAACAGCUAAACAAAUCGAAUAACAGCUUUUGUACAUCAACAUCAAGAAGAAAUACGCUGGAGAGAGAUCAGAAUAUAGAGAUGAAUAUGAACAAGAAUGGAACAUUCACUUGUCAACGCACCUUCUGAAUCUAGAUCAGCAGAGAUGGGAGUGAUUUUCUGGAAAGAGAUGCGAUUAUGGAUUAAACACCAGCUCAUUGGAAACUGUCAUUGGAUGAGAUCAGAAAACAUUCAUGAAAAAUCAUGUUCAGGAAAUAAGGAAGAAGAAUAUUAAUGCUCUAGAGUUAACAUGUAAAAUAUAUAUGUACUGAGGUUUGUAAACUGUCCUUUUUAAAUCAAACUGAAAACAAAAAGCUUUAACCCUUCAACAGAAUUUUUAAAAAGGCAGUUAGUUCUAAAUUAUUCCUAUCUCAAUAACCAAGAGGCUGAUCAAGCAUCAUUUACUGAGGAAGCAUCUUAGAAAAUGCCUCUGAAUGUUUUUGUAGGAGCCGUGACCUUUGGUUCUUCGUCUCUACCAUUCAUUUACUUCACUGUAUACUUAGUUACAACCACCCAGUUAUUAAGAGACAUAAUAGCUUCAAACCUUUUACCAAGUCUGUGUUCUGUUUAAUCUGUCCAUACAAGUUAUUACUGAGAAGACUUUGAUGCCAUAUACCGUUACUCCAUCAAACUGUAUAUUACAGGAAGUACAUCUUUACAUCACAGGUUCCCUAUCUUUCAGGAAACAGCAUCAAGGAAGUCUGAAAAAUAUAGAAAGUCCAUUUCACCUUGGAUGCUCAUGUGUAAUAUUAUAGGCUACUAUCAAAUAAAUACUUUUUUUCUAAUUCUCCCUAGUAUAUGCAUAGGAAUUUAAAAUACGUUAUAAAUAAGUAUCUAAAAUAUCUUCUAUUUUUUUCCUAUUUCUUUGCCAUACAUCUUUACCAGAAAUCCAUAUCUUCUAUUUCUCUUACUGACAGGCACUCAUUUUUAUUUUUUAUAAUCAUUCCAUUAAACAUAUUUCUAAAUAAUAGUAAGUGGUACUAACAAAAUAAAUAAUAAUUUAAUAGCCUUAGAAAUAAAUGACUAUAUACUUAUACAAGUUGAAAAAAACUCAGUAGAAAUAAGUUACCUUUUUGUUUACUAAUGUUAGUUUCAAAAAGACUCAGAUUCACUUUAGUUGCUGACAUCUGGAAGUAGCUAACAACUAACCAGUUGACUUCAACAAUCGUUUGCUCCCAGGCUUCCCCCACCAUCAGCCUCACCACAUAUCCUGCCAAUAUCCAAAAACAGAGAAAUAUUUGACAUUGAAAUAGCCCACUGCCUGAGAAUGAACACAAGCUAACAUGUACAUGCAAGGGUACUUAGUGGAAGCCAAACCAUGUUCUAUACCUGAGCAGCAAACAUCGACGUGUAGAAUGCUUUGAUUCAUAUAUUCAAGAUUAAGAACAAAUUAGUAUAUAUCACACUAGAACAUCAGAUGGAGAAUAACACAAGAAGCGAUACAGAUCAGGGUUCACUUCUCUUACCCUCUCUCUGUUAGGACCACCUAUCUAUUUUAGCCAAAUGUUUCUGGUGCAAGCCAUCUUUUCACAAUAAAUGGCACUACGUUUCAAAUGGCUAAAAGCAUAUUACAGGUAUGCUCAAAGGAGUAAAAUCCAAUUCACAGAGAUGUGGCUUUUCUGAGGAACCAAAUUAAGGGCAUACUUAGUAUCUACAACUAAAGUAUUAGUCGUUCUGAGGAUUAUUUGUUGCUUUAAGUAUUAGCUCCCUACUGUAUCUGAAACACCCUACUUACUAAAUUUAAUUACACACAACUUUUCAAGAAUUCGUAUUUUAUUUGAAGGGCGGUCGGUACCUGUCUACCUUAUCUACAAUAAAAACAGAAGGUAUUGGCUUUCCUUCAUCCGAGCAAACUACAGAUUCCAUCGGGAGUCCUACAUCACUGACAGUUGUGUUAACAAAACUAAGAAAGUACUUCCUAUCCACAUGCAAAUGUUUUUUAAAAAGUUUUUACAUAAAACCUAAGUGUAAUUUAGCAUACCACAGUGCUCUGAAGAUGGGUCAUUGACGAUGUACCAUUUGUAUAUAGAUAACACACAUGUAAAUCACUAAAUGUUAAUUAAGUCUAAAAAGUAGGUUUUUAUCUUUUUAAAAAACAAAAAAAAAAGUGACUCCCUUUCUCAUUCUGUUCUGUUGUAUUGCGUCCAAAAGUUGUGUGUAAUUUUUUUAAGGUCCAGGAAAUGUAAAGAAAUUUGUUGGAAUAUCUGAAUUUCCAUAAAAAAUAAAAAUAAAAAUAAGAUUUUGUUACUUAAAAGAA
Callithrix jacchus (white-tufted-ear marmoset) is the source of this 5952-nucleotide messenger RNA. It is a transcript of the gene LHFPL3, whose product is annotated as LHFPL tetraspan subfamily member 3. NCBI's taxonomy places the organism in Eukaryota, Metazoa, Chordata, Mammalia, Primates, Cebidae. Gene Ontology annotation, biological process: sensory perception of sound. Gene Ontology annotation, cellular component: plasma membrane. The record is from RefSeq and is a predicted model, not a curated record.